AUGUAUCUCAACUGGCUGUCUUUCGAAUACACGGAGAAUAAUGGCGGUUUCCACGCAGGCAGGGUCGCUGACUGCAAUACCAUGAACCGUGUGUUUAACACGAAGAGCCAGAGCCCUAAUUCUAUUUUCAGAGAUGUCACACCCGCCCAAGCACUCGCAAACACAAUGUCGUGCUACGGCGGACGUUGUCCAACCAAAGACCGCAUCGGCGAAUUCUUCAUCCUCGAGGAAAGCAUCAACAAGUUGAAAGAAAACGUCCUCGGCGAGAUGCGCAAAGACGCAGACUUCAAGGCGCUCAAUUGCAAGUCGAGAAACUGGCGAGAAAACCGGGCUAAAUUGACCACUCUGUCUGCUGUGUUCCAGUACAUCAGCCACCCAGAAGUCGCUGCCGUGUUCGUCAAAGUAAACAACCGCAUGCGCGAUGUGCUCAAAGCCCUCGACGCUGAUCCAUUCUACUCCCAGUACAGACCUGCACCGCUAAAAGUACCUGGCGAUCUUUCCAUCUCCCAUCUUGGGUGGCUAGGUGCAUACGACUACUUCAUGGGCAUGUUUCUUGAUGCGGCGCAGGAGAGGACGCGGCAGUAUGCAUACACGUGCGUAAAUGUUGUUGUGGACCAGAUCAAUGCCGACAGAAGCCUUGAUAGGGAUGAAAAGGCGAGGCAGGUAGCGAUGUUGAUGUCGAAUCGGAAGUCUGGUAUGUGGAGAAACGAAGUGUUGGCGUUUGGCGACGGGUAUUCGGGUUUGAUGACAAGGGAGUGGUCGUGA
Molecule: messenger RNA, 765 nt
Organism: Parastagonospora nodorum SN15
Lineage: Eukaryota; Fungi; Ascomycota; Dothideomycetes; Pleosporales; Phaeosphaeriaceae
Exons: 1
Coding region: 1-765 (254 amino acids)
Source: RefSeq, a predicted model, not a curated record